AAAGUGCAUAAAUGUAUUGUUAUUGGUGUUCAUGGGUUUUUUCCUAUAAAAAUAGUUCGAACAUUAAUCGGACAGCCGACGGGAACAUCAAUUAAGUUUGCGAGUGAGUGUAAAGAAGCAUUGAUAGAAUGGGGGAUAGAGAAUCAAAUGGAUUUGGAUAUUGAAACAAUUGCGUUAGAAGGAGAGGGAAGAAUCAGCGAUAGGGUUGAUAAUUUGAGUAAAUUGUUGGAAAAUUGGUAUGAUAAGAUAAUGAAGUGUGAUUUAUUGUUAUUUGCGACACAUUCACAAGGUGUUCCGGUUUCGAUAAAUAUAUUGGCUAAGUUAAUAAAAGAAAAAUAUGAGAUUGUUAAAAAUAUUAAAAAAAUUGGGUUAAUUGGAAUGGCAGGGAUUUGUCUUGGGCCAUUUCCUGGAUUAGAAGAGCGAUAUUUAAUUCGGGCAUAUUCUACAUUAGAAGCAGAUAUAAUGAUGGAAUUAUUUGAAUUUCAAAAUCCUAAAUCGAAGCAGUCCAAGAAUUUGAUUGAAAGUCUUAAAAUUAUUUUAAGAAAUAAUGUUAAGGUGACAUUUAUAGGGUCGAUUAAUGAUCAAUUGGUUCCAUUAUUUUCAUCACUUUGUUAUCAAAUGAAUCAUCCAAAUAUUUAUAGGGGAGUUUUUAUUCAUGGGCCAUUAUUAGAAAAUGAAUUUAAAGAUUGCAGAUUUUUAAUUGAUUUGAUUCAUAUUUGCGUGUUAAUUACAAAUGUUGGGUUUUCUGAUUUUGGGUUAAUCCAAGAAAUUAGUAAAUAUUUAAUGGGAAAUUUAACUGGUGGUGGCCAUUCUAAGAUUUAUCACGAACGGCAGGUUUAUAUUAAUGGAAUUCAAAAUGUGUUGGAAACCACUGAUUACGGAUUUUUAAAUAGUGAAAAAAGUGAUAAAGAUGGAAAUGGAAAUGAAAAUGGAAAUGGAAAUGAAAAUGGAAAUGGAAAUGAAAAUGAAAAUGAAAAUGAAAAUGAAAAUGACGAUUUUGGAUUUGAAAUAAAGCAGAUUGAUUGCAAGAAAAUAUCUAAAAAUAUUUAUUAUUUACCUUGGAUAUUAAAUAAUGUGAUAAAUGAGAUUAGAAAGGUCAAAAGUCUUGAAUCAAGACAGAUUAUACGAAAUUUAAAGAAAAGAUAUGAUGAAUGGGAGCCUAUUACUAAAGAACUAAAAGAGCUAAAGGAAUGUUUUGAAGCCAUUAAGCUUGAAAAA
Ascoidea rubescens DSM 1968 is the source of this 1218-nucleotide messenger RNA. RefSeq lists its product as uncharacterized. The record is from RefSeq and is a predicted model, not a curated record. The transcript has a single exon. The annotation marks the transcript as partial. NCBI's taxonomy places the organism in Eukaryota, Fungi, Ascomycota, Saccharomycetes, Ascoideales, Ascoideaceae.